Pangasianodon hypophthalmus (striped catfish) is the source of this 5835-nucleotide messenger RNA. Its product is annotated as kinesin-like protein KIF21A. Lineage: Eukaryota; Metazoa; Chordata; Actinopteri; Siluriformes; Pangasiidae. The transcript is spliced from 36 exons. Gene Ontology annotation, biological process: mitotic spindle organization; microtubule-based movement. Gene Ontology annotation, molecular function: microtubule binding; microtubule motor activity; ATP binding. Bases 323 to 5050 code for a protein of 1575 amino acids. The record is from RefSeq and is a predicted model, not a curated record.
GGAGACACGCCCACUGUGCCGAAUGACUCCGCUCGAGCGCAGAGCGAGCUUCAGCAGGCGCUGCUUGGAGACGCGGCAUCGGGAAUGUAUUGAAAAAUAAAGCUCGGGUAAAAACUCUCGGACUACAGGAGGGCCGAACAUGAAUGAUUAUUUAUUUGUAAUAGCAAUAUAAACCGACCCGACUCCUGAAAAGGAGGAGCAGCAUGGCAGAAUAAGAGGAGCGCCGCCGCCGCUGUAGCUACCUGCUUAAGCCGAUCAACAGAAGCACCGAUACUGAAGAGUUGACAUACACAGGACGCGCUGAUCCUGCUGGCUGUGGAUCAUGACGACUGGACAGGAUGAAAGUUCUGUACGAGUGGCUUUGAGGAUCCGUCCUCAGCUGGCAAAAGAGAAGAUUGAAGGAUGUCACAUUUGCACAUUUGUGACCCCUGGAGAGCCCCAGGUGAUUCUGGGAAAGGACAAGGCCUUCACCUACGACUAUGUGUUUGACAUGGACUCUCAGCAGGAUGCCAUUUACAGCAACUGCACUGAGAAGCUCAUUGAAGGCUGCUUUGAGGGCUAUAAUGCCACGAUCUUCGCGUACGGUCAGACUGGCUCAGGGAAGACAUACACCAUGGGCACGGGUUUCGACGUGAACAUCAGCGAAGAUGAGCAAGGCAUUAUCCCACGUGCAGUGAGCCACCUCUUCAGGGGCAUCGAGGAGAGGAAGCAAGCCGCAAUGGAGCAGGGUCGCCCUGUGCCAGAAUUCAAGAUCAAUGCCCAGUUCUUAGAAUUGUAUAACGAGGAAGUGCUGGACCUGUUUGACACUACGCGGGAUGUGGAAGCCAGAAAGCAGAAAUCGAACAUUAAGAUCCAUGAGGAUGCCAAUGGAGGGAUCUACACAGUGGGAGUCACCACACGCACAGUUUCCACUGAAGCUGAGAUGAUGCAGUGUUUGAAGCUGGGCGCUCUUUCCCGCACCACCGCCAGCACCCAGAUGAACGUCCAGAGCUCACGCUCCCAUGCCAUCUUCACCAUUCACCUGUGCCAAGUCCGUGUCUGUGCUUCCAGCAACAACAAUGAGACAGACAACAGGCUGGCCAAUGGCUCCUCAGAGAUGAACGAGUUUGAAACCCUCACUGCCAAGUUUCACUUUGUGGACUUGGCUGGUUCAGAGCGGCUGAAGAGAACAGGGGCGACGGGGGACAGAGCUAAAGAGGGCAUCUCAAUCAACUGUGGACUGCUUGCUCUGGGUAAUGUCAUCAGUGCUUUGGGAGACAAGAGCAAGCGCUCCACACAUGUGCCGUAUCGUGACUCAAAGCUCACACGUCUCCUGCAGGACUCUCUGGGAGGGAACAGUCAGACAGUGAUGAUAGCCUGUAUCAGCCCCUCAGACCGGGACUUCAUGGAAACCCUGAACACGCUGAAGUAUGCUAACAGAGCACGUAACAUCAAGAACAAGGUUAUGGUGAAUCAGGACCGAGCCAGCCAGCAGAUCAGUGCCCUUAGAACUGAGAUCGCACGGCUGCAGAUGGAGCUCAUGGAGUACAAGACGGGUAAGCGCAUGGUAGGUGAGGACGGCCUGGAAAGCGUUAACGAUAUGGUCCACGAGAACACCAUGCUACAGACGGAGAACAAGAACCUGCGUAUCCGUGUCAAGGCCAUGCAGGAGACCAUCGAUGCUCAGAGAGCUCGACUAACACAGCUGCUGACUGAACAGGCCAACCAGGUCCUCACUAAAGCAGGUGAAGGGAAUGAGGAAAUUGGCAACAUGAUCCAGAAUUAUAUCAAAGAAAUUGAGGAGCUCAGGGCCAAGCUGUUAGAGAGUGAGGCAGUUAGUGAGAGCCUGCGUAGGAGCCUCUCACGUGCUACCACACGCUCCUCUCUGUACGGAGGAAGCACCUCAAUCCCCCCAGCUCUCCUUGGCCCAGAGAAGGAGGCAGCUGACAUAAUCGAGAUCGCCAAGAAGAACCUGGAGAAACUCAAGAGGAAGGAGAAGAAGAAAAAGAAGAGACUACAGGAGAUGGUAAAGUGUGCUUACGACGACCCUGACAAAGACAGUGUCAUUAAAGAGGAGGGGCCUGACAAUGACCAGGACAAAGAGCCCUCAGACAGAACCAGUGAGGAGCCAGAGGCAGAAGGAAGCGAUCAUGAGGAGGGAGAUGACUGUGAGGGAGAGGAAGAGGAGGAUGAGAUGGAGGCAGACGAGAGCUCAGAUGAGUCAGACUCAGAGCUGGAUGACAAAGACAGUGUCCAAGAAGAUCUGGCCAACAUUACUUGUGAGAUUGCCAUUAAACAGAAGCUGAUUGAUGAACUGGAGAACAGUCAGCGGCGUCUUCACACUCUGAAACAGCAGUACGAGCAGAAACUCAUGAUGCUGCAGCACAAGAUCCGCGACACGCAACUGGAGAGAGACCGGGUGCUGCACAGCAUGGGCUCUGUGGAGUCGGGCACGGAGGAGAAGGCGAAGAAGAUCAAGGCCGAGUACGAGAGAAAGCUGAGCUCAAUGAAUAAGGAGCUGCAGAAACUGCAAUCGGCUCAGAAGGAGCAUGCGCGCCUGCUAAAGAACCAGUCACAGUAUGAGAAACAGCUCAAGAAGCUCCAACAGGAGGUCUCCGAGAUGAAGAAGACAAAGGUUGGGUUGAUGAAGCAAAUGAAGGAGCAGCAGGAGAGGAGCCGUGCCUCAGAAACCCGCCGCAACCGUGAGAUUGCCACACUCAAGAAGGAUCAGCGCAGACAGGAGCACCUGCUACGCCAGCUGGAGGCUCAGAAGAGACAACAGGAGCUCAUUCUGCGCAGGAGAACAGAAGAGGUGACGGCUCUGAGGAGGCAAGUUCGACCCGCCUCAGGAAAGGUGAACCGGAAGAUCAGCUUGCCUGAGCCUUUACAUGAGACUGCUGCACGUCCUGGACCCAUCCGAUCACACACUGCUGGGACUAGUGCGCCUGACGGAGCCAGGAAAUACCAAAUGCGGUCAGGGGGCGUGUCCUCCACCAAAACAGCGCGCGCCAAAUGGCAGUCACUGGAGCGCCGUGUCAGUGACAUCAUCAUGCAAAGGAUGACCAUCUCCAACAUGGAGGCAGAUAUGAACCGUCUCCUGAAGCAACGGGAAGAGCUGACCAAGCGCAGAGAGAAGGUGUUAAAGAAAAGGGAUAAAACUGUAGCAGAGGGCACUGACACAGACAGGACCAUCCAGUCUCUCAACGAGGAGAUGGAGUCUCUCACAGCCAACAUUGACUACAUCAAUGACAGCAUCGCUGAAUGCCAAGCCAACAUCAUGCAAAUGGAAGAAGCGAAGGAGGAGGGUGACACAGUGGAUGUCACUGCAGUGAUCAGCUCCUGCACUCUAUCAGAGGCCCGCUUCCUUCUUGACCACUUCCUGUCGUUGGCCAUCAAUAAGGGCCUGCAGGCAGCACAGAAAGAGUCUCAGAUCAAAGUAAUGGAGGGCCGGCUGAAGCAGACAGAAAUCAACAGUGCCACGCAGAACCAACUUCUCUUCCACAUGCUGAAGGAGAAAGCCGAGCUCAACCCGGAGCUAGACGCUCUGCUGGGGAAUGCUCUGCAAGAGCUAGGUAACACAGCAUCUGAGAAUGGUGAGGAAAGCAGCAGUGAUGAAUCUGACCGGAGUCCAGCUACUGAGGGGAGCUCUUUGGCCUCAGACUUGAUGAAGUUGUGUGCAGAGUCCAAACCCAGGAGUAAGGCUCGAAGAAGAACCACCACCCAGAUGGAGCUGCUGUAUGCCAACAGCGCUGACCCUGAUGCCCCUCUGGACGAUUUCUCAGCUCCUCUCUUAUCCAUUUCUGAAAGCUCAGAGGGCAUUGGGACCCUAGUGUCUUCUUCGAUGGACAGAGACCUGGCCACAAAUUUCUCAUCCAUAACAAGUGUUUCGUCUGGUGUCAGGUCUCCCACAGUGAUGGAGAAGAGAUCAGCAGAACGCUCACCUCUGACACGCAGGACUAAUCAGGACAGGAGUCAGACAUCCACAGACAAGCCCAAGGGUCAAGACACAAAACAAUUUGAUGACCCCGUUGUUUACGAGGUUCAAAGAGGAGUGAUCAACCCUGUGCCGUGCCCUAAGGGUGGUCAAGCAACCAAGCUUCAGUGUGUGUAUGCAGCAGAAGGACACACUAAAGCCCUAAUGUGUGUGGAUUCCACUGAUGAUCUACUAUUUACCGGCUCAAAGGACCGGACAUGUAAGGUGUGGAACCUGGUGACAGGCCAGGAGAUCAUGUCUCUUGGUGAUCACCCCAGCACUGUGCUGUCUGUCAGGUACUGCUCCAGCCUCGUCUUCACCGUCUCUACCACCUACAUCAAAGUGUGGGACAUCAGGGAUUCGGCCAAGUGCAUCCGUACACUCACGUCCUCUGGUCAGGUGUCUCAGGGUGAUAGCUGUGCUAAUCUGGGCAGUCGAGCUGUUGCCAUACCUCCUGGUGAGAAUCAGAUCAACCAGAUUGCCCUGAAUCCUUCUGGAACUUUCCUGUAUGCUGCAGCAGGCAACUCAGUCAGGAUGUGGGAUCUGAGGAGGUUUGUUUCUACAGGGAAACUGACAGGUCAUCUGGGGCCAGUAAUGUGUCUAGCAGUGGACCAGCUGGGGAAUGGUCAAGAUGUGGUCAUUACAGGCUCCAAAGACCACAGCCUAAAGAUGUUUGAUGUCUUUGAAGGAGCUCAAGGAAGCAUUCCUUCUACUCAUAACUUUGAGCCAGGGCAUCAGGAUGGCCUGGAGGCACUGAGCAUUCUGGGAGACUCAGUGUACAGCGCAUCCAAAGACCACUGCAUCAGGAGAUGGGACCUGUCUAGCAAACAGCUCAAACAGCAGGUUGACAGGGCACACUCUGAUUGGGUGAGCGGUCUGGCGGUGGUGCCGGAUUCCAGGAUUUUAUUGAGCGUGUGCAGAGGAGGCCUCCUGAAGCUGUGGCACUCAGACACACUCAGACCCCUGGGGGAACUGAGAGGACACGACUGUGCCAUCAAUGGCAUCUCCGCCAACAGCACUCAUCUAUUCACUGCCUCAGAUGAUCGGACAGUGAGGAUCUGGCAGGUUAAAGGCUCUCUGGAUGACGGGCUUUACUGACUCAAACACAUGAUGUGACUCAGAAACUGAGAGUAUUAUUUGCACAACAGAAGAAACACGACACUCUUUGCUGGCUGUUUUGUUUUCUGAAAGUUUGCUAGUUUUCUCACUCGGUGGAGUGUGUGUGUGUGUUUGCUGGCUUUGUUUUUCCCUCAACAUACAGCAUCCCAUGUGUGCUCCUUUAACUGACAGACAACAAAGCUGAACAGCGUACCUCUGAAAGUGCCCUGCUCCUGAGCACUGCCAACAGUUCUCAUAUGAAUUUAGGUCACAUGCUCAUCGCUGGCUGGUGCAUAAACCAAAGCUGGGCUUUGGUGCUGUAAGUGCAGUAAAACUGGCUAAAACAUAGUGAAGACUUACUGAAACUUUUUUGAAUGUAUGUGAUUGUGAUUUCAUGUUGACUGAAUGGGACCAACAUGCUCUUAAAUUAAACCUUACGCAAGCCUUGAUGUCAGUUCUCUUUAAUGGUUGAUGUCCAAAGUGAAAAGUGUUGCCGUUAAUCUCAAAACACAAAGAAAGCAUCUUUACCUUCAACGUCAUUACAACUGGUACAAAUAUUUGUGCACCCAUGUGUUUUAGUUUUACAGACUGUCAUAUCUACUGUAUUUGUGAUGUAUGUUAGUGUGUCUGAUUUAUGAAGUGCUGAUCUUUAAAUGUACGUACACUGUUGCCCGGAUAGGGUUUGGAUGUACAUGGGAUCACUGACUAUAACUUAAUCACUGUCUUAACUAAGUCUGUUCUGUCUGGAUAAAAUCCCAGGUCAAUACAAAUCAUGUCUGAAAGGA